AGAGUAACGUUAUGGCAAUCUUACGGUGUAAAUAUACAAAUCGUUACAGCUGUUGAUACUUCGAGAUAUAGAGACUGUGAAUAUAUAUUAAAAUUUGCCGAAGAACAAGGUCCUGUAGAUGCUAUAUUCAAUCUCGCAGUUGUGUUGAAAGAUGAUAUAUUUAAGAAUCAAUCCCCACAAACAUUCGAAGAAACCUUCGUGUCAAAGGCAUGGACAACGAAAAAGAUGGACGAAUUAUCGAGAACUAUUUGCACUCAACUUCGACAUUUUGUCGUUUUCUCUUCCGUUUCAUGCGGAAGAGGUAACGCAGGCCAAACAAAUUACGGAAUGGCAAAUUCCGUAAUGGAAAGAAUUUGUGAAAGAAAAAAAGAAGGUUUACAUGGUUUGGCUAUACAGUGGGGCGCAAUUGGUGAAGUUGGGCUUGUCGCAGAUAUGCGAGAAGAUGACAAAGAACUUGUUAUUGGAGGUACAUUGCAACAAAACAUAUCUUCUUGUUUGAACACAUUAGAAGUAUUUCUGCUACAAGAUCGGUCAAUUGUAAGCAGUAUGGUUGUUGCUGAGAAGAAAAAAUCUAGCCAAGCAAUGAAUCCACUUGAAGCAGUUGCAAAUAUUAUGGGUCUGAAAAAUUCAAACAUAGUGGCGCCAAAUGUAUCACUGGCUGAACUAGGCGUGGAUUCAAUGAUGGCAGUAGAAAUUAAACAAACCUUAGAGAGAGAAUUUGAUAUUUUAUUGACAGAACAAGAUAUUCGAAACCUCAAUUUUGCUGCGCUUAGAAAAAUGAUAAAUGCAACCGAGCAAGGAAAGACGUAUGAUGUUACUGAAGCUGCUACAAAUAUUUUAGACAGUUUUGAAAUGUUUACACAAAAACUUAAGGAUUCUGACUUAAGUCCAAAUAUUUAUGUAGAACUUGAUACAAAAAGGGAAGUUACUGGAAACAUAAUAUUUCUUAUACCAGGAAUCGACGGAUCUGCAAGCGUAUAUAAACUGAUGGAAUCGAAAAUUAAAUCUAUGGCAAUGUGUUUGCAACACGGUGCAAUUAAUAUGCCGGAUGUUACUCGUUCAGUAAUGAAAUCAGCUGCAUAUCUUCUGCCUUAUGUAAUGGAGAAAAUGAAAGAUCAAAAAGAAUUUUUAAUAGUGGGUUAUUCAUUUGGAUCCUUAAUUGCUAUCGAAUUAGCAAGAUUAUUAGAAGCUAAGAAUUUCAUUGGACGGUUAAUACUUAUAGAUGGAGCACCUGAUUGGACGAAAUUUUUGAAUAAAAAAUAUUUUAAUCAUACUUCGCAACAAGAAUUGCAAAAUGAUAUUUUACUUUAUCUUCUAAAACUAUAUCUCGAAUCUGACAAUAAAAUGAUUGCGUUAGACCUGAAAGAGUGCAGUACAUGGGAGGAAAAAUUAGAACUAAUUACUGCUCGCUUUUCGGAGAAGAUUAAUACGUUAAGUGUUGAAAAUCAAAAACUCUUAUGUACAACGGUUUACGAUCAUAUAAUUGCUGCACAAGAUUAUGAUAUAUCUUCAUUGUCACGCAUAAAAUCAUCUGUAAUAUUAUUAAAACCUACACUUACACCUUUCACUUUUCCUGAAGAGGAUUAUGGUCUACAUAAGGUAACUUUUUUAUUAAAGCGUAACACAUUUUAUCAUUUUUAAGAUAUUUUUUUAAGAGAAAUUACUUUUAGAUUACUGAAAGUGCAGUGCAAAUGCAUUACAUAGAAGGUUCUCACAAUGAUGGACAAAAUAGCAUCAUUUAUUAACGAAACAUUCUAAAAUAAAUAGCUCUGUGGAUGCUUCGCCGAACAAAUAUCGAUUAGUUGGAGGAGGUGCAGGAAAGGUGGUCCAUGGGUAAAAUGCGGUAUUUUGAUAUAACGGUUUAUUAUAACUAAAUAAUGGAAUAAAAUAUAAAGAAAAAAAUGUUCGUCUUUUUAUUGCGAUGUUAGAUCUGGGACUGACUUUGUAGUCGCGCGGAAGAAUGUCAAGUGCUCCCUCGCCCGAUCCACUUGAACGCGUCAAAGCACGACUCGAUAUCACCGAAACAUUGCACAAAGAUCGAAUUUUUUAAAAAUUUCGAUUGCUUGGGUUAGAAAUGUCGAUGAACAACGAAAGAGCUCGUCAACGACCCAACAAACUCUGUAUCAAUAUUAAAUUAUUAGUUAAAUGAUA
Cataglyphis hispanica is the source of this 2151-nucleotide messenger RNA. Its product is annotated as fatty acid synthase-like. Gene Ontology annotation, biological process: fatty acid biosynthetic process. The record is from RefSeq and is a predicted model, not a curated record. Gene Ontology annotation, molecular function: fatty acid synthase activity; phosphopantetheine binding. Lineage: Eukaryota; Metazoa; Arthropoda; Insecta; Hymenoptera; Formicidae.